ACCACCGCAUCAGCAUUCUCCCAUCAUUCAUGGCGCGACGAGCCAUCCAUAAAGCGUCGAACAUCUUCCAGCGAGUCUUCCGACGACGUUAUGCGUGCCUCAGCGAAAGACUUGGUGAUAUAAAGCACCCCAUACAGUCAUAUCGAUCGACGUCGACUGAUCCAUACCUCAACUUGUCCAUUGAACAUCAUCUACUGCAAACGUCGCAUCCCGACACGACCAUCCUUUUUCUCUACAUCAACCGGCCAUGCAUUGUCAUCGGUCGAAAUCAGAAUCCUUGGUAUGAAGUCAACCUUGGCAUGUUACAAGAUAGUCGCGCCGGCCAUCCAGAAGAGACGGAUGCGCCAAAUAUCGGUAACGUCGAUCUCGUGAGAAGGCGAUCCGGCGGGGGUACUGUCUUUCAUGACGAAGGGAACGUCAACUGGACAGUGAUAUGUCCCCCAUCAAGCUUCACCCGAGACAGACACGCUGAAAUGGUUGUAAGAGCGCUCCGAAAGCAAGGUAUCGAACGUGCCAGGGUCAAUGAACGUCAUGACAUCGUACUUGACCAAGGAGCAAGGGAGACAUCGAGCGGAUAUCAAUCAGAUCCGUCCGAUCUGCAUACUACGCCUUAUUCGCAUGCCUCUCAAGCAUUUUCUAGGCCGUUGAAAGUCUCAGGAUCAGCGUACAAGCUGACACGGCUGCGGGCGUUGCAUCAUGGCACCUGUUUGCUGCAAUCGCCAAAUUUGCAUGCCAUCCCCCGAUAUCUCCGCUCACCAGUAAAACCAUAUAUCAAGACUCGUGGUGUAGAAAGCGUGAGCUCGCCAGUGACCAAUAUCGGUCUCUCAACGGACAUUUUCGCGGCUAUGGUCCAACAGCAGUUUGCAGAGAUGUACGGCGCAGAUCGACUCGAGCAUGUUCAGAUUGGCAAAGAACAAUUGCAUUUGUCUGACGUGCGGAAGGGCUACGAUGAACUUCGAACACCGGACUGGACAUAUUGCCAAACGCCCCAAUUCACGCUUUCUACAGUUCCAGAGAGUGUAGCCCUUAAUCCGCGCGCUAUGCCCCAUCAAGUUACCGUGUCGGUUAAGCAUGGUACCAUUUUAGAUAUAGAUGUACACUCCAACUCUCAGGAACUUCUCCGUGAGGCAGCUACCAUUCCGCGUGUCAAAUUGACUGAGCUGCGGCAGAAGCUUCAGAUGUCUAAAAGUGCAUCUGGUACCAUUGGACACUGGCUGACAGCUUCUCUUGCGGUAUGAGAGCAGUAGUCAUUGCUUCUUCAUCAGAAUAUAAGUCUUCUUUCCUGCAUUACCAAUGCUACUAUACUCUCGAUGCGUUGUUGUUUCUCCAAUAUUCAAGGCAGGCAUCAUCUUCGUAUGGUUGACCAUGCUUUUGUAGGUGCGGGAGUCUUUUCUCUCGCCAAAUACACUCGAUCGAUACUCAGAAUGAAUGUUUUCUGGCCACAGAGGCCGGGUCGCCUUCACCAUGCGC
This is a messenger RNA of Pseudovirgaria hyperparasitica, 1470 nucleotides long. RefSeq lists its product as uncharacterized. Gene Ontology annotation, molecular function: lipoyltransferase activity. Gene Ontology annotation, biological process: protein lipoylation. Gene Ontology annotation, cellular component: cytoplasm; mitochondrion. The record is from RefSeq and is a predicted model, not a curated record. The transcript has a single exon. The coding region runs from base 30 to 1238 and encodes 402 amino acids. NCBI's taxonomy places the organism in Eukaryota, Fungi, Ascomycota, Dothideomycetes, Acrospermales, Acrospermaceae.